Molecule: messenger RNA, 1233 nt
Organism: Guillardia theta CCMP2712
Lineage: Eukaryota; Cryptophyceae; Pyrenomonadales; Geminigeraceae
Exons: 5
Coding region: 1-1233 (410 amino acids)
Source: RefSeq, a predicted model, not a curated record
AUGGCGAGAUCUGCAGCGGAUAAAUCGAGAAAACAGGAGAAGAGCAUUCUGAAGCUGAACAGAAAAACGUCCAGCAACUGGUUUGAAAGUCAGGUGUAUGCAAACCUGCCUGCUAUCAUAGUCGAGAUGUUGAUGUUUCUCAACUUGAAGAAUCCUCAGCACCUCGAUCAUAUCAACAGAGCAGAGUAUCGACGCGCGAUCAACUCCACGCUAGUGAUGGGAAGUUCAGGAAGCCUUGAAGGUAUACCAGAAGAAAGCUGCACCUUCAAGGGAAAGUUCAAGCUCAAGUUCGACCUUUACUUUCGAGCUCGAUCCAACUCCUCCAACUCCUCGAGAGUUUCUUUGAGAGAUGUGCUGAGAAGCUUGGUAGACUCGGAAGAUGCCGACGACGGAGUCCCCCAGGUCAUAGCGCUACAUUCAUACGACGACGACAAGGUCGCUGACGCCAGAGACGAGCUCGAAGGUCUCUUGCUCUCCGAGAACGCUCUCAUCCAUUUCGAGAUCACAGAAGAACCGUCUUGUAUGGUACGAAAGCUGUGGCAGCUUGAGGUAGGUUUGGCACUCAAAGCCCAGACAGUGUGGUCAACACAAGGCUCAGAGUGCGGUGACAGCAAGCUGCUGGCAAUGGGCAUAAUAGUCGGAGGAGAGAAGGAGGCUUUCGUCAAGAACGCUACUCAUAUCGCAAGGCGCUGGAAAUCUGCUAGGGAGGCUGACAUCUUGUUGGCGAAGAGCGGAGUACCAGUCUUCUUUUGUUACGCUGCGCCUCAAAGCGUCCACAGCAUGUUCAACAGUUUGAGGAUGGACCUCAAGGAGCUUCGUGAGGACAACGAGGACAAACACAUGGCGCACCAAAAGGAGAUCCAGGCUCUUAAGGAGAACAUGGACGGGCUCAAGCAGACUGUGCAGACAGUCGAGCGCAAGAUGGACGAAGGGUUCUCGGAGCACCAAAAGGAGAUCCAGGCUCUUAAGGAGAACAUGGACGGGCUCAAGGAGAACAUGGACGGGCUCAAGGAGACUGUGCAGACAGUCGAGCGCAAGAUGGACGAAGGGUUCUCGGAGCACCAAAAGGAGAUCCAGGCUCUUAAGGAGAACAUGGACGGGCUCAAGGAGAACAUGGACGGGCUCAAGCAGACUGUGGACGGGCUCAAGCAGACUGUGCAGACAGUCGAGCGCAAGAUGGACGAAGGGUUCUCGGUGUGUAUCAGGGCCCUGAGAGGGGUGUCACUGUACUGA